GCUGCCGGGCGGUGUCGUGCGGCCCCCCGCGCCCGUGCGGGGACUAUGAAGCACCAUGGUGUGGUGUGACCGUGGCGUCCAGAUGCUGCUGACCACGGUGGGCGCCUUCGCAGCCUUCAGCCUCAUGGCCAUCGCCAUCGGCACCGACUACUGGCUCUACUCCAGCGCCCACAUCUGCAACGGCACCAACAUCACGACGGACGAGGCGCAGGGGCCGCCGCGGCGGGCGCGGGGCGAUCUCACGCACUCGGGGCUCUGGAGGAUCUGCUGCCUCGAAGGAAUCUACAAAGGACAUUGUUUCCGGAUCAACCACUUCCCUGAGGACAAUGACUACGACCACGACAGCUCAGAGUACCUUCUCCGCAUCGUCCGUGCCUCCAGCGUGUUCCCCAUCCUAAGCACAAUUUUGCUGUUGCUGGGAGGACUCUGUGUCGGAGCAGGAAGGAUUUACAACAGCAAAAACAACAUUAUUCUCAGCGCUGGGAUUCUCUUUGUUGCAGCAGGUCUCAGUAAUAUCAUAGGGAUCAUUGUCUACAUAUCAAGCAACGCAGGUGACCCAAGUGACAAGCGAGAUGAGGACAAAAAGAACCAUUACAACUAUGGCUGGUCUUUUUAUUUUGGAGCCUUGUCUUUUAUUGUGGCCGAAACCAUAGGUGUUCUGGCUGUGAACAUUUAUAUUGAGAAGAACAAAGAGCUGAGGUUUAAGACCAAGAGGGAAUUCCUUAAGACUUCUUCCAGUUCUCCUUAUGCCAGGAUGCCAAGCUAUAGGUACAGGAGGCGGAGGUCCAGAUCCAGCUCCCGCUCCACGGAGCCUUCUCCAUCCAGGGACAUUUCUCCAGUUGGCAUGAAGAUAGCAGGCACCAUCCCCAUGAACGAAAUUUCCAUGUACACCCUUUCCAGGGAGCCUUUGAAGGUCACCACGGCUGCCAGCUACAACGCAGACCAAGAAGCCAGUUUCCUGCAGGUCCACAACUUCCUCCAGAAGGAAUUUAAGGAAGGACUCCACGUCAACAUGGUCAACAGGAGAACGACGCCGGUUUGAAGCACCCUCCUUCCUUGUGCUUUUUGAAGAGAUGCCCAAACAGAAUGGAUCUGUCAGGAGCGAUGUUAAAAUACCCUCUCACCUCUUUAAUUGUGGCAUGUGUUGAGGCAGCAAGUGGAGAUCCUCUGGACCAACAUAAAGAUAUUUACACGCUCGUAGCUUUUUUUGAAGCUAUUUGGAGUUUGUUUCUUUCCGUUCUUGGUGUCACAAGAUGAAGGCAGUUCAUGUUCCUGCACUUUUGUAGUGUGUACACAGCCUUGGAGAAACUGCAAAGGACUGGCCACCAGUGUGUUUUAAAGGAUUACAGAAAAUUUGUUGUACUUUUUUUUUUUCUAAUAUUGAGAUCCCUUAAUACAAACUUGCAAAUAUAAUUUAUAACCAAGCCCAAGGAUGAAAAUGAGCUACUCAUCAAGUGAGCCACUUUCCUUCAACACGGCGUAAGCUUUGCCUCUUUCAAAAUAAAAAAAAAAGAAAAAAGAAAAAAAAGAAAAUAUUUUUGAAGGCAACACUUUCUAAAACUGACCU
Serinus canaria (Common canary) is the source of this 1567-nucleotide messenger RNA. It is a transcript of the gene CACNG4, whose product is annotated as calcium voltage-gated channel auxiliary subunit gamma 4. The record is from RefSeq and is a predicted model, not a curated record. Gene Ontology annotation, molecular function: voltage-gated calcium channel activity; channel regulator activity. The transcript has 4 exons. Lineage: Eukaryota; Metazoa; Chordata; Aves; Passeriformes; Fringillidae. Gene Ontology annotation, biological process: calcium ion transmembrane transport; neurotransmitter receptor internalization; transmission of nerve impulse. Gene Ontology annotation, cellular component: voltage-gated calcium channel complex; postsynaptic density membrane; AMPA glutamate receptor complex. Bases 56 to 1042 code for a protein of 328 amino acids.